AGACUGAUUUUAUGCUAAUUGCCAUGAAUCUUUUUUAUAAAAUACUGUUGACAGGACGCAAUCCAGCUCAUCGUCGUCGCUCAUCUCCGUUCAGCGUCGCGUUUGGCGUCUUUGCUGCCUGCUACCGUAAUGAUGGAUGCCCCUGGGCUUGGUUACACGCUCACGGGAUGUAAGUAUGACCUGCCUGACACGGUUUACCACAUAGUGCCAUUCGACUCUCUGAACUGCGCUUCUGACUGUUGGUUUGCAGACAGAAAAGAGUGGAAGUAUGGCCACGACAAGGUGUUCACCUGGGGCUCGGAACAGCUGGCACCAGCGCACGAUAAAUGGAUUUUUGUCUUCGAUGCAGGAGAUGGACGGUAGAACGACGAGAUCAUC
Molecule: messenger RNA, 378 nt
Organism: Serpula lacrymans var. lacrymans S7.9
Lineage: Eukaryota; Fungi; Basidiomycota; Agaricomycetes; Boletales; Serpulaceae
Exons: 1
Coding region: 130-363 (77 amino acids)
Source: RefSeq, a predicted model, not a curated record